This is a messenger RNA of Penicillium digitatum Pd1, 2622 nucleotides long. RefSeq names its product histone deacetylase hosB. The record is from RefSeq and is a predicted model, not a curated record. Gene Ontology annotation, molecular function: histone deacetylase activity. Gene Ontology annotation, cellular component: nucleus. Lineage: Eukaryota; Fungi; Ascomycota; Eurotiomycetes; Eurotiales; Aspergillaceae.
AUGGAAUACAAGCUCCCCUCCACUCAGGAGGACCCGCCAAUAGGGGACAAUGGCGUUAAGAACAACAAUACCGAUGAGGCGCAUAAGGAAUUAAUCGAUUCUCUGAAUCGCCUGACUUUGGCGACAGCGACUCCAUUGCCUUCAUCACCUGGUUUUCCCCCUGUGCCUUCCUAUGCCCCCUCUAGAUCUGUUCGAGCCACUCGACCUGUACCUGCUACUCCUCAGCAGCCUAACCAAUCUGUUCGAGCUGUCUCUUUACAAUCAAAUCAGCCUGUGCGAUCUGUCUCACGAAUGGCCGGUUCUGUUUCUGUUCGAGACGAACGACGUGGGUCAAUUGUACAACUACAAAAGCGCAAGUCCGCUGUAUCUCUUCGUUCGGUCUCACAACCGCUCAAAGCAUCAUCUCCAACUCCUGACCCUUCACGCCGCACAUCAUCUAUCUCUGCGGGGUCUCCAGCCACUGCAACAUCGCCCGCGAUGCAUCUCGCACGGCUUGUCUCCAGCCCGGCUCCAGAGGCUCCAAUUCUGACUGCUUCGUCUAUCGCUGCUGAGCACUUCUCAAAAGAGCUUGAACUACACCGAUCUGGUGGUGUCAGUACGAAAACUGCUGUUGUUGUCCAUGACGACUGUUAUGGCCAUCGUUACUCCCAGCUAGCAGCGCCGAAACGAACUAUCGAGAGCAUUGUCGAACGACCGGAGCGCAUACGCGCCUGCGCUGUAGGCAUCUCUGCAGCGUAUGUUCUCCUCGGGUCCCGAUAUGCGGAAGAUCUCGCACUUAAACCAAGGUCGAGAUUGAACAAGCCUGAUGUUCCUUUUCAAAUUAUCAGGACUGAUCGCAAGGUGCAUUUGUCCGAUGCUGCUGUGACGAACGUUCAUGGAACCCAAUGGAUGUCAGAAUUGAAAUGGAUGGGGGACCAUGCAGAGUCCCGACUCAUCGCAGAUGGAAACGAACUGGCCAGAAAACGGAUGGCAGAAGGUGACGGCCUCGGGACGAAUGGUCCCGCUCUGAAUGCCGGCGACCUCUACUUAUGCUCAGAGUCUGUGAAUGCCUUUGAAGGAGCGCUAGGGGGGAUCUGCGAGGGCGUGGAUCUUGUUUUCAAGUCUGGUCCAAUCCAGCGUGCAUUCGUCUGCAUUCGGCCUCCCGGGCACCAUUGUUCAGCUAACUUCCCUUCCGGCUUUUGCUGGGUCAACAACGUUCAUGUCGGAAUUUCACACGCAGCAACCACCCACGGUCUUACCCACGCGGCCAUUCUUGACUUCGAUCUUCACCAUGGUGAUGGGUCUCAGGACAUUGCAUACGAUCACAACUCCAAAUUACUUAACAAAACACAACGGGCCGACUUGGCUGGAGUCAAUGCCGCAAAAUUCAAGGAAUAUCAAGAUGCUCCUCCAUACACCAAAGCAGCAAUUGGCUACUACAGCUUGCAUGAUGUGAACUCUUUUCCUUGCGAGAAUGGCGAACGCGACAAAGUCAUGGGUGCCAGCCUCUGUGUCGAUGCACACAAUCAGUCUAUUUGGAACGUUCAUCUCGAAAAAUGGGCCGAUCUCGACGGGUUCUGGAAAUUGUACGAGACAAAAUACAACGCACUGCUCAUCAAAGCCCGGUCAUUCCUUCGCCAACGCACGAUCGACCUCAACCAGGAACGACAAGAAAAUCCAAGUGCUCCACCGCCCAAGGCAGCAAUCUUUAUCUCGGCCGGGUUUGAUGCCAGCGAGUGGGAAGGCGACGGCAUGCAACGCCACGGUGUGAAUGUACCGACUGAAUUCUACGCCAGGUUCACCGCGGAUAUCAUCCGCAUGUCGCAAGAGGAGGGCCUCGGUGUGGAAGGGCGCGUCAUCAGCGUCCUGGAGGGCGGCUACAGUGACCGCGCGUUGUCCUCCGGUGUGCUCAGUCAUCUGUCAGGUCUGAGUGAGAAAUCAGCGGUCAAAAGUGAGUGGUGGUCUCCAGAUAAUCUGAGUGAAUUAGAUGCCAUCAUAGCGGCUCCAACGCCCAGCAAAGGGCGCAAGAAGAGUGCCGCCACCUACCUGACAGCCACCAAAUCCUUCGCAGCAAAGAUCGUCGCGCCCGGGAGAGACCGGAAGUCCACCGAGGACUUCGAUGCCAACAUCGUCGCUGCCCCUUUGCCAGAAGUGAGUUGGGAAGUGGCCACGGGUGAGCUCUCGAAACUCAUCAUCCCCGAUGGCCGCCAGACCCUGAGCUGCCGGCCGGCGGAGCUGAACCGCCAGCGGCGAGAGCAGAGCGCACAAAAUGGAGGUCUCGAUCUCCUCAUCGGCGUCGAGAAGGGGCGCCAGCUGCGCUCGCGCAAGUCUAAGGAGUCGACCCCCAUGCCCACCACUUCUCGCCCUGCCACCCCUCUCCCUGCCACCCCACGACGCCAGCCCCACAAGGGCCCGAAGACCACCGUUGCCGCCACAACCCUCCCCGCUGCCUCAUGCGAGGCUUCCCCGUCUGUAGGUGCCUCCCGUCGAAAGAGCAUCAGUCAGACGCGCGCGGGAACUCCACACCGGGCUGUCAGCCCCCUGAACCUCCCCCCAGUUCCACACAUCUCGACUUCCGUGGGGGGAGUCAGGGGCGGCCCCCGGAUAAUUCUCAACAUGCCAGCGCGGGGAACCCGGUCGUGA